Messenger RNA from Aphanomyces astaci, 1299 nucleotides. RefSeq lists its product as hypothetical. The transcript has 6 exons. The record is from RefSeq and is a predicted model, not a curated record. The coding region runs from base 1 to 1299 and encodes 432 amino acids. NCBI's taxonomy places the organism in Eukaryota, Oomycota, Saprolegniomycetes, Saprolegniales, Verrucalvaceae.
AUGCAAAGUGCGGACCCGGUGCUACCACAGACCACAGUUGGUAUGGUGACUUCAAUGUUGGAGCAAAAAUUGGACCAGAAAAUGGAAGGCAUUCGGGCCACGUUGGAAGCGUUGAUGGCAAGCCUUCCAACAACUGCAUUAGCUCGUCCUUCACCAAGCCAAUCGCAGCAUCGAACAAGAGUUUCUGGCAACCCGAGGUCCCCUGGUGACCCUGGAGACCCUGGACACGCGGGGGGCGCCGGUAACAUAGGUCCGAACCUGACUGUCGGAAAUCUCGACGGAUCAAAAGUUUCUAACAUCUCCCAUUCCAACUCCGCCAACUUAUCGACAGCAUCGAACGUCAAGACGUAUACGUUGGAAAACAAAACCACAAUCAGACCACUGCCGUGGAUCGACCUACAAGCGCUGGGAGCUUGCAAAGUGGGCCCCAGCGAGGUGCACAAAUGCAGCCAACCAGAGGAGGACGAGAUCCCCCAGGGAAACCACCCCGGGAGAUCUGGGGAAGGUGGCAACCCUGGCUUGCUGUCUAUAGGACACCAAGGGGCUAUGCAUGUGCUAUCCAUGGACUCUCUGCCCAUCUUCUCCGGCAGCGAAGACAACCGCGAGGCGUCGUAUCAAUGGGUGAGACGCUACGAACAAUUGUCACGGCUAUCAGGGUGGAUGGAACAAGAAAAAAUUGCUUGGUUCCCUUCGUAUCUCAGCAAGACUGAAUGGAUCACCAACCCGCUGCCAAAAGCCGACAAGUACUACCGCAUGACACAAGAACCGAAGGAGCCAUUGAAGACGUUCUUCUACCGAUUCAACAGUGCGGCCCAAAGCGUGAGGGUGGAAUACUGGAAGUCAGCCAGCAUAUUGGAAGACCACAUCGGGCGUUUUUGCAUGGCUCUGGAAGAUGAAUCGUUGGGAGACCGCCUAUUUCAAAUGGUGUUCUCGUCGAUUGACGACCUUGACCGACACUUGGACUCACAGCGGAAAAACCAAAUCUUGCGCCAGAUUAAGAACCGUCAGGUUUAUACGUCCAGUGCCGGUAUCCGUCGCCGUGAAAUGACUCGGGACAAGCGCCCAUCGAUGGAACGUCAAAUCCUCCUAGCCAGAGAAGGCUCCGACUACGACAGCCCAGCAAUGACCAACACAUCCAAAGAGCAAUUACACCACGAGAUUUACGCGCUGGGCAGUAAGAAGGAGUGGUGUUCCAGCUGUAGCAAGGAGCACUGGCGAAAGGACACCAGCGGAUUGCAGACACCUCAGGAACCAAGUCCAGUGUUCGCCAUUUUCAACAGGAACCAUGGCGAUUCCUAA